Messenger RNA from Daucus carota subsp. sativus, 3154 nucleotides. Its product is annotated as small RNA 2'-O-methyltransferase. NCBI's taxonomy places the organism in Eukaryota, Viridiplantae, Streptophyta, Magnoliopsida, Apiales, Apiaceae. The transcript is spliced from 10 exons. Gene Ontology annotation, cellular component: nucleus; cytoplasm. The record is from RefSeq and is a predicted model, not a curated record. The coding region runs from base 173 to 2956 and encodes 927 amino acids. Gene Ontology annotation, biological process: RNA methylation; siRNA processing; piRNA processing. Gene Ontology annotation, molecular function: O-methyltransferase activity; RNA methyltransferase activity.
CCCAGACAGUCAAGUGGAAGUCUUGAAACACCUGACUGAUUCUCUUUUGUUUUACUCUUGUCUGAAAUCAAACCCCUUUUCCAUAACAACCUCAAUUAUACGCUCUUUCAACGUCCGUACAUUCAACCCAUUUUUAAGGUUAUAGGGCUGUUGAUCAUUUGGGAAAGGUGUAAUGGGAUCUCAAGAAAACCCAGUUCUUGCCUUGAAGCAAAAGACGCUUACCCCGAAAGCUAUUAUACACCAGAAAUUUGGGGCCAAUGCAGUGUACAAGGUCGAGGAAGUAAAGAAGUCUGCUGAUGAUGGAGGCCCGCGGCUUAAUUUACCACAGAAGGGUCCUUGCCUCUUUCAAUGUUCUCUGCAACUUCCGGAAGUUACUGUUGUUUCUGAGCUGUGUAAAAAGAAAAAGGAUGCUGAGCAAUCUGCUGCGGAGAAGGCUAUUGAAAAGCUCGGCAUUACCUUGAGUAUACCCACCGCGCAAGAAGCAGGGGAUGAAGUGGUUGGUCGUCUCUCAUAUUUAUUUUCAGAUACGUUCUAUACGACUGUUCAUCCGUUGAGUGGUCACUUCAGGGCAGCCUUGCUGAGAAAGGACCAAUUCUAUGGUUAUGUCCCUGUUUCCGUGAUAUCCUUUUUUGAUUCAAAGCUUUUAAAUUUAUGCAAAUGCAUAAAUCCUGAAGUUGAGACCAAUUCAUGGUUGGCGGUGCCACUAAUUUUGAAGGCUGCUGCUAGAGUACCAUUGUUAAUUUCUGAGGAUCAUCUUUCAAUACGAAGGCCAAGUCCCUAUCCUCCUGAAGUUCUGCAGGCUGUAGAUAAUCAGCUAUCAAACUUGCCAGAAAGCACUUGUAUUAGAGCAGUACGCAUCCCAUGCUUAGUUGAUAAGAUUGUUGAACCCUUGCUUUUUAAUAUUUCUAUUAAUGGGUACUAUCUUGAUGCUAUUGCACAAGAGCUUGGUGUAACGGAUGCCUCUAAAGUUCUGGUUUCCAGGAGUGUUGGCAAAGCUUCAUCAGAGACUAGAUUGUACUUCUGUACUCCACAGUCGUAUAUGCUGAAUGUAUCCUCGGAGUUGGGUGAAGAAAUAACAACUGAUGGAACUUUAAAUACAAGAGCAACUUUCCUAUCUGGUCAAAAGAUCUACGGGGAUGCAAUAUUAGCCUCAGUUGGGUACACAUGGAAGUCUACUGAUAUCUUCUAUGAAGAUGCAUCCCUGCGUUCAUAUUUUAGGAUACUUAUUAAUAAGGUGCCAGAUGGUGUUUAUAAGCUAUCUAGGGAGGCGAUAUUGGCAGCAGAAAUGCCUACAGCAUUCACCACAAGAAGCAAUUGGAGGGGAUCUUAUCCCAGGGAUAUCCUCUGUACGAUUUGCCGCCAGCAUCGGUUAUCUGUACCUGAAAUUAUCUCCUUGGAAAAUGCAGAAGUGCCAGGAGUACAUAAGAAAAUGAAGCUUACAGAUCCUCGUGAACAAGAAACAAAUGGAGGUGGUGUUGCUUUAGGUGUUGCUGGAGUCGGAGGAACUUUCAAGUGUAAAAUAAAAAUAUUUUCAAGGAGUCAGGAACUGAUUAUGUGUUGCACCCCAAAAGAAUCAUUUAAAAAGCAAAGUGAUGCCAUCCAGGAUGCUGCACUGAAAAUUCUCACAUGGCUGAAUAAUUACUUUCAAAACCCAGAGAUAUCUGUUGAGAACUUGACUACAUCUGGUCAUGAAAUUGAUAUCCAAUUUUAUCCGCAGUGCUUCUUUAAGGAGUUCAAACUAUACCAAUCAGUGCAUAAUUCUAGCAGAUUGCUAAAUUCUGACUGCUUGAGUAGAAAUACAGGGUUUUUAAAAUCUACCAUGUUUUCAGUAAAUGACAAUGAUCAAAUGUUAGGAGUUUCAUUAUCAACUGGGUCAUUGGCGUGCAUUAGUUAUAGCAUAUAUCUAUUGGCAGGAGAAUGCAUGAAGGAACAACUUGAAAGUAGUGAAGAGUUUGAAUUUGAGAUAGGGGUUAAAGCCGUGUCCCCCCAUUUUGAAGCUGUUGUGACACAGAUGUCUUUGGGUCAGUCAAUUUCUUAUAAUAAGGAAGUGCCGUCCAUUGAGUUAAUUAUGGCUGCUGCUACUGAUCCUGAAAGAAUUCUUUCGCUAUUGAAUUCAGGAGGCUGCAGUUUGGAGUACUCGAUUACUUUACUGCGGGUGACAGAACCCUUGGAGGAGAGAAUGGAGCAGGCACUCUUUAGUCCUCCUCUAUCGAAGCAGCGUGUUGAUUUUGCAUUGCAACAAAUUAAAGAAUCUUGUGCAGCUUCCUUGGUUGACUUCGGAUGUGGGUCUGGAAGCCUGUUGGAAUCCUUGUUAGCAUAUCCGACUUCUUUGGAAACGAUUGUUGGCGUUGAUAUUUCACAGAGGAGUCUUGCCCGGGCAGCCAAGAUACUACAUACCAAACUAACUACCAAAACAGAAGCUGGAAGUAGUAGAAUCAAAUCUGCAUUGCUUUAUGAUGGUUCAAUCACAAGUUUUGAUUCUCGGCUGUAUGGAUUUGAUAUUGGAACUUGUUUAGAGGUGAUUGAGCAUAUGGAGGAGGAUCAAGCCUUUCUAUUUGGUGAUGUUGUGCUAAGCAGCUUCCGUCCGAAAGUUCUGAUUGUUUCGACCCCAAACUUUGAGUACAAUGUAAUACUGCAUAAAUCUACUGUACAAGGUCCAGAAGAUGACCCAGACGAGAAAAAUCAAUCACAGUCCUCUAAGUUUCGCAACCAUGAUCACAAAUUUGAGUGGACCAGAGAACAAUUCAAUGACUGGGCGACAAAGCUUGCAGAGAGGCAUAACUACAGUGUUAAAUUCAGUGGAGUUGGCGGGGUUGAUGGUGUGGAACCAGGGUAUGCUUCCCAAAUUGCUGUAUUUAGGAGGGAAGGCGAUGACUUUCCGGAAAAUGUCAGCUCGGCUCAUCACUAUGAUAUAAUAUGGGAUUGGAGCAGCAACAGUUCAAGUUCACUCGAGUAAAUGUAGUAUAUUCAAUUUUUGCUCUAAUAUAUUCUCUUUAUAUUGGAGACACUCAUUUUCACGACUAGUGGAUGCACAUCAUUAGUUUAUGGAGAAGAUGGAGUUAAAAACUAAUUGCCUUGUCAGAAAGGCUAAUUUCUCAGUGAUAUAUUCGACCUGAUACCGUGCAUUACAGUAGUUUACAAGUUUUUCUGUUGA